GCCUCGAGCAGCCGGCGCCGUCUCUGCCCCUGGGCGCCCUAUGGCUUGAAGAGCCUGGCUACCCAGUGGCCCCACUGCUCCCAUGGAUCCGCUGAACCUGUCCUGGUACGAUGACGAUCUGGAGAGCCGGAACUGGAGCCGGCCCUUCAACGGGUCCGAAGGGAAAGCCGACAGGCCCGACUACAACUACUACGCCAUGCUGCUUACCCUCCUCAUCUUCGUCAUCGUCUUUGGCAACGUGCUGGUGUGCAUGGCCGUGUCCCGCGAGAAGGCGCUGCAGACCACCACCAACUACCUGAUCGUCAGCCUCGCUGUGGCCGACCUCCUGGUGGCCACGCUCGUCAUGCCCUGGGUGGUCUACCUGGAGGUGGUGGGCGAGUGGAAAUUCAGCAGGAUUCACUGUGACAUCUUUGUCACUCUGGACGUCAUGAUGUGCACAGCAAGCAUCCUGAACCUGUGUGCCAUCAGCAUCGACAGGUACACAGCCGUGGCCAUGCCCAUGCUCUACAACACGCGCUACAGCUCCAAGCGCCGAGUCACCGUCAUGAUCUCCAUCGUCUGGGUCCUGUCCUUCACCAUCUCCUGCCCUCUGCUCUUCGGACUCAACAACACAGACCAGAACGAAUGCAUCAUCGCCAACCCCGCCUUCGUGGUCUACUCCUCCAUCGUCUCCUUCUACGUGCCCUUCCUCGUUACCCUGCUGGUCUACAUCAAGAUCUACAUCGUCCUCCGAAGGCGGCGCAAGCGGGUCAACACUAAGCGCAGCAGCCGGGCUUUCAGGGCCAACCUGAAGGCCCCGCUCAAGGGCAACUGCACUCACCCUGAGGACAUGAAACUCUGCACCGUUAUCAUGAAGUCUAAUGGGAGUUUCCCUGUGAACAGGCGGAGAGUGGAGGCUGCCCGCCGAGCCCAGGAACUGGAAAUGGAGAUGCUCUCCAGCACCAGCCCGCCCGAGAGGACCCGGUACAGCCCCAUCGCGCCCAGCCACCACCAGCUGACCCUCCCCAACGCAUCCCACCACGGCCUCCACAGCACACCUGACAGCCCUGCCAAACCACAGAAGAACGGACAUGCCAAAGACCACCCCAAGAUUGCCAAGAUCUUUGAGAUCCAGUCCAUGCCCAAUGGCAAAACCCGGACCUCUCUCAAGACCAUGAGCCGCAGGAAGCUCUCCCAGCAGAAGGAGAAGAAAGCCACCCAGAUGCUCGCCAUUGUUCUCGGCGUGUUCAUCAUCUGCUGGCUGCCCUUCUUCAUCACCCAUAUCCUGAACAUACACUGUGAUUGCAACAUCCCGCCCGUCCUGUACAGCGCCUUCACGUGGCUGGGCUAUGUCAACAGCGCCGUGAACCCCAUCAUCUACACCACCUUCAACAUUGAGUUCCGCAAGGCCUUCCUGAAGAUCCUACACUGCUGACCCUGCUGCCCACCUGCACAGCAGCCUGCUU
Balaenoptera acutorostrata (minke whale) is the source of this 1445-nucleotide messenger RNA. RefSeq names its product dopamine receptor D2 (gene DRD2). The record is from RefSeq and is a predicted model, not a curated record. Gene Ontology annotation, molecular function: dopamine neurotransmitter receptor activity, coupled via Gi/Go; G protein-coupled receptor activity. Gene Ontology annotation, biological process: adenylate cyclase-inhibiting dopamine receptor signaling pathway; adenylate cyclase-activating adrenergic receptor signaling pathway. Bases 83 to 1414 code for a protein of 443 amino acids. The transcript has 8 exons. NCBI's taxonomy places the organism in Eukaryota, Metazoa, Chordata, Mammalia, Artiodactyla, Balaenopteridae. Gene Ontology annotation, cellular component: presynaptic membrane; glutamatergic synapse.